Nothoprocta perdicaria is the source of this 3725-nucleotide messenger RNA. RefSeq names its product mitogen-activated protein kinase kinase kinase 14 (gene MAP3K14). The record is from RefSeq and is a predicted model, not a curated record. The coding region runs from base 16 to 2850 and encodes 944 amino acids. Lineage: Eukaryota; Metazoa; Chordata; Aves; Tinamiformes; Tinamidae. Gene Ontology annotation, molecular function: protein serine/threonine kinase activity; ATP binding. Gene Ontology annotation, biological process: protein phosphorylation; positive regulation of canonical NF-kappaB signal transduction. The transcript has 15 exons.
CUCUGAACCUGUGAAAUGGCAGUGAUGGGAAUUACAUGCCAAGGAGCUCCUGACCCGAACAUCAAGCACAAGAAGGAGCUCACAACAACGAAGGGAYUGAACGAGACAGUGAGUGAAAAGCAGAGCAGUGUCUGCAAAGUAGAAGAUUCCAAGAAGGUCACCUUUCACAGUCCUUGGAAAAUCCUGAAUGAUGUAAUCACCAAAGGAACAGCAAAAGAAGAAACAGAAGGCGGCUCUGCAUCGAUUUCUAUUAUUGCCCAGGCAGAAUGUGAAAAUAGCCAAGAGUUCAGCCCUACUUUAUCCGAGAGAUCCUUCAUUGCCCACAGUAAGCGCUACAGCCGGUCAGACAGUCUUGAUCAAAUCCCUAACAAUGUGGCCCACGCAACGGAGGGGAAGAUGGCGCCGACCUGUUGGAGAGGGAGGCAUCGUGGUAAAAACAGAAAGAAACGGCAUAAAAAAAGAUCCAAGCUGAAAAUACAAACAGUAGCUGCUGGCAGACGUGGUCCCAGAACUCCAGAACAGGAAAGCUGCGCCCCAAUUCCAGUCCAGGAGGAUGAAGCACACCAAAGUACUCUCUACAGAAACAAUUUUUGGGUUUCAGAACUUGGCAAGGAUUUGGCCUAUGACCCCCUGCUGUUUGAGAAACCUGGGAAACUUCUGUCCGCUGGCAAAGUCCCUUCACCAAGGAGCCAGUACAAAACAGAACUGCACAAGCUGAUCAGCCCUGUUCAGUGCCUUAGUCAUGUUUGGAAACGUCACUAUCAGAGGGACAGUGUUCCACAGCCUGAAACGCUUCACCCUUUCCCAUACAACAUAAUACCUCCUCAUUUCCCACCCCUGGAGAGUCCUCUCCAUGCCAUGAAACUUAAUGCACUGGGAACAUACUGCCCUGGUGAUUUCAACUAUGCAGACAGUGAGCAUCGCUUAUCUAGCCUAAACUUAGAAUGCAGUUUCCCCAGAUGUGUCAACCAGUCCAUGAAAACCAGUUCGGACAAGAUUUCUGUGGAAGAAUACUUGGUAGACGCCUUGAAGGGGAGCGUGAGUUUCGGUGAACCGCAGAAUUUAGCCAGCCUAGCCAAGACGUGGAGAGGAGGCGGUCUGGACCUGAAGGAACCAUCGCAAAAAGCAGAGGACAACGAAGGCGUGCUGCUUAACGAGAAACUAAAGCCAGUGGAUUAUGAGUACAGAGAAGAGAUUCACUGGAAGAAGUGUCACGGUUCUCUGGGCAUUGGCUCUUUUGGAGAAGUAUACAAAAUAGAGGACAAGCAGACAGGAUUUCAGUGUGCUGCCAAAAAGGUGCAAGUUGAACACUUCCGUGCAGAGGAGUUGACAACGUGUGCUGCAAUAACGAGUCCUAAAGUUGUCCCCUUGUACGGAGCAGUGAAGGAAGGGCCUUGGGUGACAAUCUUCAUGAAGCUCAUGGAGGGUGGCUCGCUGGGCCAGCUGAUUAAACAGAGCGGCUGCCUGCCAGAGGACAGAGCUCUUAGUUACCUGGGCCAGGCUUUAGAGGGCUUGGAGUAUCUUCAUGCUCAAAACAUUCUUCAUGGUGAUGUAAAAGCGGACAAUGUGCUCUUAUCUGAUGAUGGAAGCAGGGCUCUUCUCUGCGACUUCGGACACUCUGCUCACCUUCACCCAGACAGCUUGGGAAAGUGCCUGGUCUCGGGGAACUACGUGCCUGGCACAGAGACUCACAUGGCUCCAGAGGUGGUGAUGGGGAAGCGCUGCGACUCCAAGGUGGAUGUCUGGAGCAGCUGCUGUAUGAUGCUGCACAUGCUCAACGGGUGCCACCCGUGGACCCAAUAUUACAAUCACCCCCUCUGUCUAAAGAUAGCAAAGGAGCCACCUCCUCUGAGGGAAAUUCCGCCUUCCUGCAACCCUCUCACUGCGGAGAUUAUUAAAAUGGGCCUGGAGAAAGAGCCUGUUCAAAGAGCAUCUGCGUCUGAACUGAAAACUAAGACCACGGUUGCACUUGAAGAAGUGGGAGGCGUGACAAGCCCCUGGAAAGGUGAAUACAGAGAGCCCAGACAUCUGCCUUUAAACAAAGAAAAUAAUCAACAAGCCUCCCUGUCCCCCAGAGUSAGCCCAGUUUCUGAGACUGGUUCCGACCCAAAACUAUCAGGGAAAGUUUCUUGUGCGAGACCAGAUGUCCCACCCCCAUCUCUGGAGCGAACAGAGGAGGUCGAGGGAACCCCUUGGAACCUGUGCAAGGAGUUACCGGGGAUCUGGGAUCCUGCACCUCUCUCUUCUUUGGCUCCUCUGCCCCUGAAGAGCUGCAGUCAUGCAGAGAAAGUAACAACCAUCUCAGAACAAGAGCUUCAGCAGCUAGAAAUAGAACUGUUCCUGAACAGCCUGUCACAGCCUUACUCGCUGGAGGAGCAAGAACAAAUGCUUUCGUGCCUCAGUAUCGACAGCCCUUUUGUGUCGGAUGCCAGUGAGAAGAACUCCCUGAAGGCUUCUCAAAGCUUGAGGGACACCAUGAGCUCUGGGAUUCAUUCCUGGAACAGCCAGACAGACGGACAGAGUUUCAGUUGGAACAACCUGCUGAAUCGCAGCCGGCACACGGACACUCCCAGCUAUUUCAAUGGAGUGAGAAUCCAGAUUCAGUUGCUAAGUGGAGAAAAUCUACACAUCAGGGAUUUCCACAGGACGAAGGUGGGAGACAUCGCCACCGGGAUAAGCAGCCAGAUACCAGUGCCUGCCUUCAGCCUGGUGACCAAGGAAGGCUGCCCGGUCCACUAUGACAUGGAGGUGCCCGACUCCGGGAUCGAGCUGCAGUGCACGCUCGCCCCCGACUGCGGCCUCAGCUGGACGUGGAGAGUCAAACACGGGCAACUGGAGAACAGGCCGUGAAGUUACUGCUGCUUCGGAGGUUUUCACCUGUGGAAAUASGGAAUUGCAAAAGCUUCCGAGCGCCUCUGCCAUCAAGCACCACGUGCGGGUGCUGGUGUUUUGUGCUGAAGUAGGAUAGCGGUUCAGCAGCUCACUGCUCUAGGGCCUCACUUCUUGUCGUCUGUCCUGAUCUGGUUCCAAGAGACGUCCUGAGCACCGAUGUUCCCCGGAACAGUGGGAAUGGUUUGGUUGCGGCUGAGUGUUAGAUUGAGCUUGAAAACAGCAGGUCGAAGUCCCUGCUUUGCAGAGGACUGUGGCUGUGCUUUCCAGGAGAGCACAGGGGCUGGACGGGGACACUUGCUGCUCGGCCUCUGAGGUGAAGGCAGUAGCGAGUGGCCUCGCUAGGAGAAGGUCGAGAAUCCUGAGCGCAGCUGUUUGUGCCGAGGGCGGCUGCCGACUUCCUCGCUGGAGGAAAAGCCAAGUGCUCUGUAGGCUUUGGCAGCAGCAUCUCUACCUGCCGCCUUUUGCAUGGGRAAAGUUGAAAGCAGUAACGAGCCGGGUUCUGGGUUUCACCUCCCACCCUUCCCCGCAGAUGCUUCCGUCUCGCAUCAGAAGAGACCUUGGUUCCCAGAAAGAGCUUUGCUUGCAGCCUCGGUCUUCAUGUCCCCUCCCCGCCUCGGGAGCUGCCGCCUCCCUCGCUGGUGCUGGUGCCGACAGAGGGAGCAGAACUCUCCAGGAGGCUGAGCGGCGUGAGGCUCAAGUAGGAAGGUUGUAAUCAGUGGUGGAACGGUUAGAGCAGGAGGGCUGUGCCGAUUCCUUCCUGUUUGCAGCACUCCUGCUGCCUGGCUGCGGCUUUGCUCCGGCCGUCCACCCAGCUCCCCCUGCAGGGAGAAGGA